Molecule: messenger RNA, 1284 nt
Organism: Trichosporon asahii var. asahii CBS 2479
Lineage: Eukaryota; Fungi; Basidiomycota; Tremellomycetes; Trichosporonales; Trichosporonaceae
Exons: 4
Coding region: 1-1284 (427 amino acids)
Cellular component (GO): cytoplasm
Molecular function (GO): identical protein binding; pyridoxal phosphate binding; L-ornithine transaminase activity
Source: RefSeq, a predicted model, not a curated record
AUGGCCCCCGUCGCGACCUCCACUGAGCCUGCCGCCGGCAAGGCCAAGUACUCGACCCAGAACAUCAUGGAGCUUGACCACAACUACCACCCUCUCCCCGUCUGCAUCGCCCGCGGCAAGGGUGCUACCGUUUGGGACCCCGAGGGCAAGGAGUACCUCGACUUCCUCGCUGCCUACUCGGUCACUGCCACCCCGACAUCCCAGGCAUCCACUCUGACGCUCUCCUCGCGUGCCUUCUACUCGACCGGCCUUGGUCCUUUCGCCAAGAAGGUCACCGAGAUGUUUGGCUUUGAGCAGAUGCUUCCGAUGAACACUGGUGCCGAGGCCGUCGAGACUGCGAUCAAGCUCGCGCGCAAGUGGGGCUACCAGGUCAAGAAGAUCCCGGAGGGCAAGGCCCGCGUUCUUUCUGUCGAGGGCAACUUCCACGGCCGCACGAUCGGUAUUAUCUCCAUGUCGACCGACCAGGAGGCGCGCAACGAGUUCGGUCCCUUCCUCGAGAAGGUCGGCCCCAACGUCGACGGCAAGGUCAUCCGUUACAACCACGUCGAGGAUCUCGAGGCUGCCCUGGAGGCGUACGGCUCCGAGGUUGCUGCGUUCCUGGUCGAGCCGAUCCAGGGUGAGGCGGGCAUCUUCGUCCCCGACGACGGAUACCUGAAGAAGGUCUCGGAGCUGUGCAAGAAGCACAACGUUCUCCUGAUCUGCGACGAGAUUCAGACUGGUCUCUGCCGCACGGGCAAGAUGCUCUGCUACGAGCACGACGGCAUCAAGCCCGACAUGGUCAUCCUCGGCAAGGCCCUCUCGGGCGGCAUGUACCCCGUCUCGUGUGUUCUGAGCUCGAAGGAGGUCAUGGGCUGCCUCAAGCCGGGAGAGCACGGCUCGACCUACGGCGGCAACCCGCUCGGCUGUGCCGUCGCCUCGACCGCCCUCGACGUCCUCGUCCGCGAGGACCUCGCCGCCCGCUCCGAGCGUCUCGGCAAGAUCUUCCGUGAGGGUGUCGCGGCCCUCAACUCGCCGUACGUCAAGCAGAUCCGUGGUCGUGGCCUCUUCAACGGCGUCAUCAUCGACCCCACCGUGUCCAAGAAGGGCCGCGGAGCCUGGGAGCUCUGCCUCGUCCUCGCCGACCUCGGCAUUCUCUGCAAGCCGACGCACCGCGACAUUAUCCGCUUCGCGCCCCCGCUCGUCAUCAGCGAGGAGGAGAUCCGCCGCGCGAUCGAGAUCAUCGGCAAGGGCCUCGCGACGUUCGAUGAGCUCGACGUCAUCCCCCUCGCCGACCGUGACCACUAA